GAACCCACGGGACGGGAAUGGGGGUGGCUUGCUUGGCAUUGAUUUGAUUGAUUCAAAUGGUAUCUCUGCAUUAGUGCAGAAUAUAGAUAGGGCGGGAAUAGACCUCUGAUUGAUAGCUCCUCUCUACUGUCUGGGCGGGACGACUGUUUCCUGUGCAAUGCAAGACAGCUUAAUUAUACACGCAAUAAACAUUACAACACGUAUAUUAUCUGAUUCACCGAUUGACCACGUUGUCUUUGCGUUAUUAUGCUUUUAUAACAAACAAACAAACAUAUUGAUCGAACGAACAAAACUAUUUAUGUAGUUUUCAUGAUUACCAGAGGAACAAAUACAUCUGAAUAGGCACCAUUGCGUUCGUUGUCUUAUGAGCCCAAGAGACUGAACAUUCCUGAUCUGAUGUUCUAGAACUCGCCGCUGUCUGUUCUUGCCUCCUUGAAGCUCAGACAGUGCCCUUGUGUAAGGAGGACAGGAACAGCCCCUCUGAAUGGAUUAGCCUUGGAAACGGGCUUACACGUGACGAAGUGAGAAAGCGAACAACGGGGUACCAGGAGGAGAGAGCCGCCUUGGCGCUGGUUCAGCCCGGAGAAUGACACUGAGCGCGGAUUCCGAAUCACAGCUCUACAGCAUCCUGCGCAGAGUGGCUGGUGUGAGCGUGCAUGUGCUCUGUGUGGGGUUCACAGUGUUUCUGGCUGUAAUGGCGAGGCCUGGGACCAGUUUAUUUUCUUGGCAUCCGUUCCUGAUGACCUUCUCUUUUUCCUUCUUCAUGACAGAGGCCCUGCUCCUCUUCUCCCCAGACAGCUCUCCCAUUCAGCGCUUCUCCCACAAGAUCAAAGGCCGCUACCAUUGGAUCCUGCAGGCCCUGGCCACUACCUGCGCCUUGCUGGGAUUGGCUGCCAUCUUCUACAACAAGCACCUCAACAACAAACCACACUUCGCCACCUGGCACGGGCUGGUUGGCUUGCUGACUGUCCUGUUUGCUGUGAUGCAGUCCCUGGGUGGGGUCUUCCUGCUCUUCCCCAAACUGGCCAAAGGCUGGUCGCUGGCCAAACUGAAGCGCUACCACUCUGCGUCAGGACUGGUGGGAUACCUGCUGGGCUGCACCAGCCUACUGCUGGGCAUGUCUUCCUUAUGGUUUACUACUGCUGUCCAUAGCCUGGGCUGGUACCUGGCUGCCUUGUGCCCUAUACUUAGCGCCUUGGUCAUCAUGAACCAAGUCACCAGCUCCUACAUGACAAAGAAACGCUUCCAGACUUAAAGCAGCAGAGCAUGUCAGCUCUAUCACAGGGUAACAGCGUGUUAUUCAGUGGGCUCAGCCAAUGAUUAUAACAUGUAGGGGUUUAAACCCUGCCUCAGAAAUCCAAGCUGUGUAAAAUAAAAAUUUAACUCGAGUCCACUCCAGCAUGUACUCUUGAGUAAAUGAUGCACUUCAGGGAAGCUAAACUGUAGCCCCCCCCCCCCCCCCCCCUGUAUGAAUAAUGUUGUCACUGAAUUUUCUUUUUCUUUUUUUUAAGCCUACAAAUGAUCAAAAUUAUGCCCAUUAGUAUUUUUUCCUGCUAGAUGAACAUGAUGUGUGUGCAACAUCUAACAAUUACCAGGAUUUGCACAGUGUCUUAAUACAUGUGUGUGUGAGGAUAGAUAGAAACAAAAGUAAUCAAACAACUAAAAUGUUUGCAGACUUUCAUUUGUAUUUUUACUGCCAAUAAACUGUCAGCUCUUCCAGGCAUUGUCACUAAUAUGUGUUGAAAUUCAAAAAGCAAAUAAAAGUUUUUACUAUU
Molecule: messenger RNA, 1775 nt
Organism: Acipenser ruthenus (sterlet)
Lineage: Eukaryota; Metazoa; Chordata; Actinopteri; Acipenseriformes; Acipenseridae
Product: transmembrane reductase CYB561D2-like
Exons: 4
Coding region: 587-1255 (222 amino acids)
Cellular component (GO): endoplasmic reticulum
Molecular function (GO): transmembrane monodehydroascorbate reductase activity
Source: RefSeq, a predicted model, not a curated record